Limulus polyphemus (Atlantic horseshoe crab) is the source of this 2645-nucleotide messenger RNA. RefSeq names its product deleted in autism-related protein 1 homolog. Lineage: Eukaryota; Metazoa; Arthropoda; Merostomata; Xiphosura; Limulidae. The record is from RefSeq and is a predicted model, not a curated record. The transcript has 7 exons. Bases 639 to 2147 code for a protein of 502 amino acids.
ACCAGUUGACAAACGAUUGGGUAAAUCAAUUAGUUAGGCUUAUUAAUGUUUCAUAUUUUGUUCAGGUUAAAGAAUGUGUGCUUGGGUUCUUUGUUGAAAACGUACACUAAUCUAUAAAUGAAACUCAAUUAUGUAUUGAAUAAAAAUAUACAAAGGCUUUCAAUUUACGAUAGUUAGUCAACUUGAAAUAAGUGCAAUAAGUUAAAAGUAAAAUAACUUUUUAAUAGAAAUUCUAUUCUUUUGUUUGUUUUUUUGGGGGGAAAUAUCGUAAGUGGAGCUUAUGAAUAUUGUAAAUUUUUUAUAGAGGUGCUUAGCUUAACUUGAAUGAAACUAAAGGGCGUAAAUAAAGAAUUACGCUAAGCCACUUGUUAAUUUUACAGUAUUGGUAACAACCUGUUUAACAACAAACAAGGAUCAUUUGACUUUGCUAGUGAAACUGAUUUUAAAAUUUGUAUGAUAUACAAAUACAAUUGAGUUGGCAGUGAUAACGACUAAUAAAGAACUCGUACAAACGGCAUACAGAAUCUCAAGUUGUGAAGAGUUGAAAUCGAAUUGGAAGUUUGUGAACUAUGAUGCUUUCUUGAUGACAAUCUGACAAAGGUUAAAAACUGCAAUCAUAUCACUGAAGAAUUCCUGUUAUGCAAACGUUAAAGCUCUGGAUAAGAAUGAUCUUCCGACAGUGGUAUAAAAAAUUAGUUAUUGCUGCCAUUUUCGUCUUGGGUUUGUAUUGCAGCCUACAACUUCUAGAUAGUGGCAAACAUAAAUUGCGACAUUCUAAGAACACCCAGACAACUCAUCACAGCUCUGAAAGUCAUGGCAUUGUGGAAAUAGAUCCUGAAAACCAAAUACCAGAUAACCGGAACUUGUAUAAAGUACCUAAAGAAGAUAUUCAUAUUGACAUGUGUCCAGCCUGCUUUGGUAAAGAAAUUUGUACUGAUAUUGAAGCUGGUUUGGUGGAAAUUUCCAAAAAUUCAAAAACUGAGUUCCGUGAAUUAAUUAUGAGGGAAGCAAGUUUACAUAAGACUGAAAAAGUUGUAGUUUCUUCUGUGACUGAUGCUCUGUGGAAUAAAUUUGAUAAAUUUAUUUGUCAAAAUGCUAGUAAAAGUUUUCCUUGUGAUGUAUCUGCAGCUAUCAGCACAGGUUAUCUAACGUCCAACCAAGCUUUGACAGUUGAUGGACUAAGAAACUUGUACAAAGUAUUGGACAAAUCAAAAAGUGAAGCUGUCUUACCUAUUUGUGCUACAAAUAAACUCAUACAUGAAUUGAUAUCAACAUUUGAUGGGAAUGGGGAUCGCCAGCUGAAUCAAGAAGAACAAGGCCAUCUAAUGACUGGCUUACUUCUACAUCCGAGCUAUGUUGUUUUAAAGUUCCAGGAUGCAAUAAGCUCCAAUCUGCCUCUUCCUAAUUUUCAUGGUACUUGUGGAAGGCUGGCUGUUUGGGAAGGUGGUAUGACACCUCUUAAGGAUCAUCUUCAAGAGUCAUUCGAGGAGCGAGCUGGACUCGCUGCUCAGUUGCUGCAGCUGGUGGAUGAUUUUCAGAACGAAGAUCCCAAUUGGUACUUCUUGUAUACAGAGUUCUCUUACAAUAGCUUUUCAGUUACAAACGAAGGAGAAGUCUUACUGACGGAUCUACAAGAUAUGAUUAUUAUAGACAAAACAUUAUUUACUCAAGCAGUGGGCCCACAUUCAACACAGAGUGAGAGACUAUGCAAUGAAAUGUGUUACCAAAAAUUCACAAGAGACAUCAUGACAAGUGAAUAUGUUACAAAUGUAUGUUCCCAGGUGAAACACUAUGGACAAUUAAUGUUUGCUAUAGUUUGUAAAGAGAUUCUUUCUGAUCUGGAAGAGCACAAGACAGGAGGAUUCUUCAACUAUGAUGGCAAUAAAGUUCACCAAAGAUCAGAAUAUCGUGGCCUCCUCCAUUCACCACCUGAAAAGGAUAAAGAUAAUAUUGAAGAACUCCUGCGAGACUGUGUACAAGAGACAUUAGCUGGAGGAAGAAAGCAAGCUGUGGAAGAGUUACAGGAAACUUUAGAUAAAUAUCUUACUUAUAAUGAUAUUGAUGAUGAAAAAAAUGACAAGAAUGAUGAUGAUGAAUCUGAAAAAGAUGAAGAAGAAGGAAAUGACAUAGAAAGUGAGAAUUACUGAUGCCUAUUGGAUGGGACAUUGUCAUGUUUUAGUAUUGCCUUAUUGGGAAGUACUGAGAGGGUUUCGAGGUUAUUUGCACAUGAAGUAUGUUAAACUAGUUAUGUCAAUUUUACCUGUAAUCUUGAAAUUUGUUACUGUGUUCAUUUGGUGUAAUGAGCAUAUUUUAUGUGUUAGUUGAGACUUGUGGGAUACCCCUCUAUAUCUUGCUCUGUUUUGUGGUUUUCUUUUCUUUCUUUUUUAACAACUGUAGACCACAGUCUGUGGUAUUUGAUUUUCAUUCUGAUCUGAUGUAUAAAGUAUUAUUUAUACACAAUUUUUGCCUUGUUUCAUUACAUCCACUUCUUUUUUUCUUCUUUUUUUUUGUGGCCGAGGUACAUAUGGAUGCUGUCUUAAUACUCAUUUUAAAUGUAUUUCUGUAGAAACAACCAUUGUUCUUGUAUAGCAGUUUUCUUAGCUAUAAGGUAUCAGUUUGAAAUAUUUUCUCUUUUUUUAGUUUGU